CGCCCGGGCAGCUGAGCAAAGGGCUGCGCUUCCCUUCCCUGCUGGCUCUCCCUAUCAGCGCACAAACAGCUCACUGACACAGGCUGCUGCUGUGGAUCCGAGGAGGAAUCUGGGCGCGAGCAGUGGAGAAAGAGAGGCUGAAGGAAGAAUGGGUCAAUACCAGGUCUGGGGGACUGAAUGAAGUGGGGAAAAAAAUGUUACUAUCACAGCUGACUUCCCGGCUGCUGAAGGCUUCACGAGUUGCAGGGCACUUUCUGCCAAGGUCGGUGUCUUCCUUUCUUUGCUGUCAUUCUACAUCUGUGAACUAUUGCACGCAGCCACCUAAUAAGAAUGGAGCCCAGCCUCAGCGGUGGCACGUGCUGGAGCCUGAACUGGAAGAGAUGUUGGUCCCCAGAAAGCUUUCCAUCAGCCCCUUAGAAAGCUGGCUGACAGUCACAUACUCCCUUCCUAAAGCAGAGGUCAAUAGAGCUCAGGAAGAAGUGGGCUCUGGGCCUCUCCAGAGGUAUGUCUGUCCUCCAUCUGAUGAAGGAGCUGAUGUGGAAGAAGGGGAAGGAACACCAACCAACACACUGCAGUGUAAGAACGUGUUGGAGAUCCGCAGACGGAAAAUGAAUCGACACAAAUACAAAAAGCUGCUGAAGAGAAGGAAGUUUGUGAGAAGGAGGAUAAAGGAAGGGCGCAAGAAGAAACGGCAGGUAAAAUUUGAGAAAGAUUUGGAGCGCAUCUGGAAAAGAGCUGGUUUGAAAAAUCCUCCUGCAGGAUGGCAAACACCCAAGAUAUUUCUGAAAAGUUCCAAGCAUUAGAAAUACUUGUAACGAGUUUUCACAUGUAAUUGUAAUUAAAAGAAAUAUUUAAGUA
Messenger RNA from Tympanuchus pallidicinctus (lesser prairie-chicken), 858 nucleotides. RefSeq names its product aurora kinase A interacting protein 1 (gene AURKAIP1). Bases 195 to 803 code for a protein of 202 amino acids. Gene Ontology annotation, biological process: mRNA processing. Gene Ontology annotation, cellular component: mitochondrion. The transcript has 4 exons. The record is from RefSeq and is a predicted model, not a curated record. NCBI's taxonomy places the organism in Eukaryota, Metazoa, Chordata, Aves, Galliformes, Phasianidae.